AUGUCGAGUGAUGAAGAUAAACCACCUGCGCCUCCGGUACGGCUUACCAGUAACCGAGUUACAGAUCGUGGCGAUUCGGUGGCUUCUGUUGACAUGAGGCCACUGCCAAAAGAACCAGAUGAUGGCAGUGAUAGGAAAAAGAAAACAUUAAAAGCCAAAAUUAAGGGUUCCAAAAGUACUGCACAUAAUGACAACAAACCUAAUAUUAGCUAUCCAACAAAUUUUGAACAUACCGUUCAUGUGGGUUUUGAUGCAGUUACAGGAGAGUUUACACUGCCUAUGACAGGAAUGCCGGAAGCUUGGGCGCGGUUGCUUAUGGCCUCGAACAUUAGUAAACAGGAGCAGAAGAGUAAUCCACAAGCUGUUCUUGAUGUCCUCAAGUGGUAUGAUGCCUCUGCUACACAGCCACCCCCAUCAAAAUACAUGACCUCUGCACAGAUGCACACCACACAUUCAGGUUCAUCAGUAUCUCGAGUAUCAUCUAGCAGCCCUUCGUCCUCCACGCCUACAGAUACUGAACAUCCAGAACCUCCACCACCACCGCCAUCAAGGCCUGAUCGAACCAAGAGCAUUUACACAAAACCAAUAGAGGAGGAAGAGGCACCUCCGCCUAGGCCAGUUCCUGCUCCAGCCUCACCGCCACAUGUACCACAUCCUGCAAUUACUACACACUCGAUAUGCAGUAGAGUUGAAGUGAGCGGUUCACCGUUGCCGCUCGAUCGCAACAAGAACCCGACGGCUGCAGUGGCCGCGCCGCAGACACCGCCCGCGCACGCGCCGCACCCGCCGCACGUGCCGCCCGCCAACGGCGCGCCCACCAACAUGGACACCGGAAGAGCAACAGGGCAACAGCAGAGGAAAAAGAAGAUGACUGAUGAAGAAAUUUUAGAAAAAUUAAGAACAAUUGUCAGCGUUGGUGAUCCUAACAGAAAGUAUACAAAAAUGGAAAAAAUUGGCCAAGGGGCAUCAGGUACUGUAUUCACAGCUAUAGAAACAUCAACGGGGAUGGAAGUGGCUAUUAAACAAAUGAACCUUAGCCAACAACCGAAAAAAGAACUUAUAAUCAACGAAAUUUUAGUAAUGCGGGAGAAUAAGCAUAAUAAUGUAGUCAACUAUUUAGAUAGUUAUCUUGUUAGUGAGGAAUUAUGGGUAGUGAUGGAGUAUCUAGCUGGUGGCUCGUUGACCGAUGUAGUAACGGAAACAUGUAUGGAUGAGGGUCAAAUAGCGGCCGUUUGCCGCGAGGUAUUGCAAGCAUUACAUUUUUUGCAUACCAAUCACGUCAUACAUCGAGAUAUCAAGUCUGACAAUAUAUUACUUGGCUUGGAUGGUCAAGUUAAACUGACUGACUUUGGGUUUUGUGCGCAAAUAUCACCCGAGCAAAACAAACGGACGACUAUGGUAGGAACACCCUACUGGAUGGCUCCUGAAGUUGUUACAAGGAAGCAGUAUGGUCCCAAGGUGGACGUGUGGUCGUUGGGUAUAAUGGCAAUCGAAAUGAUUGAGGGCGAACCUCCGUACCUGAACGAAAACCCACUACGCGCUCUCUACCUCAUAGCGACAAACGGAAAACCUGAUAUUAAGGACAAAGAUAAACUUAGUACUGUCUUCCAAGAUUUUCUAGACCAAUGUCUCGAAGUAGAUGUCGACCGGCGCGCAACGGCGUUAGACUUAUUAAAGCACCCAUUUUUAAAGAUGGCAAGACCUUUAGCAUCUCUAACUCCUUUGAUUAUGGCUGCAAAAGAAGCGGCAAAAGGACAUUAG
Molecule: messenger RNA, 1761 nt
Organism: Parnassius apollo (apollo)
Lineage: Eukaryota; Metazoa; Arthropoda; Insecta; Lepidoptera; Papilionidae
Source: the annotation of a GenBank genome assembly